AUGGGAGGCAUCCUUGUGGGAAGUCGGCUAUGGAAAGAUACAAGGCGGAAACCAACCCAUACUAUGAGAUACUUUCUUGACAGAGCAGAUGAGUUUAUUAAAUUGGAAGAAGCCGAGCGAAACGCUCAAAACUUCAACCACACUAAGAAUAAAAAAAACGGAACAAGCUCAAAUAGUCAAAGCUCUCAAGGGGGUAACGCUAGGAAUGGCUCCAACAAUGGUAAGAGAGGGAAUAACAGUAAUGGCGGUAACAACAAUGAUAACAAAAGACUAAAGAAUACCCCCGAGCCAGCCAGGCGAGAUCCAAUUCCAAGGUUCACCACCUAUAGCCUGCUCCUAGACACAAGAGAAAAUAUCUACAAUGCAACUCACUCAGUGGUACCGUACCGCAAACCUUAUCCCAUGAGAAAGGACAUUAGCAAACGCGACAUGAACAAGUUUUGUCGAUUCCACAAUGACUACGGUCAUGACACCGAUGAGUGCAUUAAUCUGAAGGAGGAAAUAGAGUUUCUCAUAAGACAAAACAACCCCAACUUGAAAAGAUAUGUACGACGGGACAAUGACCGGCCCCAACGACAACAACAACAACAAGCAGUUGGAGAUGACCAACAAUUGUUACCUCCCCCCGUUGCGGGCCGUUUGGACAUUAUAUCUGGAGGACCUCACCUUGCGGGAACUCCGGAAAGUCCCGAGAGAAAGGACACCAAACACGUUCGAUAUCCACACAACGACCCCUUGGUAGUAGAGGUACAAGUCACCAAUAUGAUUGUGGCAAGGACAAUGAUUGAUAAUGGGUCAUCAGCCAAUAUCCUCUUCAAGUCCUCAUUGGAAAGGAUGGGUUUGGGAGCAAACGAUUUAGAGCCCUGCGAACAUCUCAUCUAUGGAUUCACAGGAAGUGGUAUGGCACCGGCUGGACUUAUUAAGUUACCAUUGACAGUGGGAACAGCCCCCAAGAGUGUCACUAUCAUGGCCUUAUUCGUGGUAUUGGAUACAAUAUCUCCCUACAACGCCUUAAUCGGCCGCCCAACCCUGUAUGACCUAAAAGCAGUCACUUCUAUCUUUCACCUCCUCGUCAAGUUUCCUACCAAGGGUGGAAUUGGCUACUUGAAGGGCAAUCAAAUAGUAGCACGAGAGUGUUACAACCUAUCCAUCGCAACCAAGGAGAAAGCAGCCAAAUCCCUCAAAGCUACGGCGAGUAGUUCUCAACAAUGA
This is a messenger RNA of Cannabis sativa, 1212 nucleotides long. RefSeq lists its product as uncharacterized. Lineage: Eukaryota; Viridiplantae; Streptophyta; Magnoliopsida; Rosales; Cannabaceae. The coding region runs from base 1 to 1212 and encodes 403 amino acids. The record is from RefSeq and is a predicted model, not a curated record. The transcript has 2 exons.